UCUAAGUUUUAGAACAUCGGAUAUAUGUGACAUGGGAUGAUCAUCUGAGCCAUCUAACGCGUUCGCUGUUUGCUGUACUGGGAACGAGUUAUUUUGUAAGCGCACAAUUAGCAUGCAUAUACGAGCGUGUAUACAUUCUCACGCGCAUUCUUGCCCACUGUAUAUUGCGCUUACCUCUUGGACUCGUCAAAAUUUCUAAAUAUUGCUGAUGGCCACUAAUUUUAGAAGCUACAACAAUUUGACGGAUGAUCAAAAGAUCAUUCUUAGGGCGUUUUAUGACAAUGGAAUGAACACGACGGCAAAACAUAUGCAGGAAAUAAUACUGAGAGCUGCUGAACAAGCUGGGGCAACCUACGACCAAGUAAAGAAAUGGAUUGGAAAUGAAAAAAGGAAGAGAAAGCUAGGUGAAAGUAGGACAGAAGAAAACAAGCAUGAAGAUUCAGAUGACAAUGUACUAAGAAUAGGUCCUCCACUUAAAAGAGUAGCAUCUGGCUACAACAUAUUUUCAUCAAGCAUGCUAAGUUCAGACUUGUGCAAGGCUAUUGAUUCAAAAUCGGAGAAAAUGAGAUUUGUUUCGUCACAAUGGCAAGCUCUUAGUGCUGAAGAAAAGAAUGAUUGGAAGAGCAAAGCCAAGCAGGUUGACAGAAUACGUCCACUAGAACUGGGAGAAGACGAAAGACGAAAACACAUUGCCAAGACAAAAAAAAAUCUCAUGAAAGAGAUUUCUUAUCUGGAAAACCUGGGAUGCGAGGUGGCUGUUGUGAUGAUAGAACCAAGUGGGAACAUCAAUCAGCAUGGUUCAAACAAAGGUGUUCAGUUUCUCAUGCAAAACGAAGCAGUGGCAAUAAAGUUCAUGGAAUUCUUUGAUCGCCCGGCGGAAGACAAACAACAUACCCGUGCCGAUGUCCAGAAUCUGUUCAACGAGAAAUAUAGUGAAGCAUGUGGGAUUCCUGGCAGUAGAGUUCCUUACAAAAAAGGUGGUUUUACAGUUACUGGACUGCCUGAAGGAAUUAUUUUUAAGAAGCCGCUCAAUUAUGGAAGUGAUCAGAUAAAGAAAGUAAUGAUGAAUGCAGAAGAAAUUAUCUUUCACAUCACACGAGAACGAAACAUAAACGAUUCAAAACUAACCCAUGACCCACUGGCUAGUACAUCUGUACCAUCAGACAUUCAGAACUUGCUUUCUAAAAUUAUUGAGAAGGAACUGAUACCUGAAGUCGUUUCUGGCAAGUAUUCAAUAGAAGAAAAAGAUUUGGAGGUUAAGGAUUUGCAAAUUACCGAACAAGAAUUUCAACAUCUCACUACCAGGUUUCGAAAGUACUUCACUGAAGAUGGCUGGAAUUCCCUGAAAGGAAACUAUGAAAGUGCUUGUAACCAUGAGGGUUACAUAAUACCAGUCUAUACCGAGUCGGAUAAACCGUACUGGCUGUUCUAUUAUCCUGGAAAAAUAUCCAAUUUGCUAAGUCUGGAACCAAAUGCCGAAGUUUGGGGCUACUGGUUGAAUCAGACAAAAGAGCAAUGGCAGUAUGAGUUAAUAUUUUCAAAUAAGAAAAUGUCAAUCAAUGCCAUUAACAUCAUUAGCGUCCAAGAAAAUGGUUCAUCUGAACCAAUUCUUCUCAGACGAAAGAUCGUUCUAAAGAGAAGGAGUCAAGUUGUUGUGUGCCAAUCAUUCCAUGAUAGAGUCAUUGCGUGUUUGGAAAAUUAUGGAUAUGUGUGAAUAAGUUUUAAUAGUCAUUGUUGCAUUGAAACUAUAUCUGACUGCGUUCAUUCACUCUAUUAAAGGCUUAUUACGUUACAUUUGCAUUUGUGUUUGUAAUGAUUCGUCAACGCACCUUGACCUUGUCAUCAUCAGUCAUCUGGACACAUGCAUAAUG
This is a messenger RNA of Dendronephthya gigantea, 1871 nucleotides long. RefSeq lists its product as uncharacterized. Gene Ontology annotation, molecular function: DNA-binding transcription factor activity. NCBI's taxonomy places the organism in Eukaryota, Metazoa, Cnidaria, Anthozoa, Malacalcyonacea, Nephtheidae. Gene Ontology annotation, cellular component: nucleus. The transcript has 6 exons. The record is from RefSeq and is a predicted model, not a curated record. The coding region runs from base 209 to 1714 and encodes 501 amino acids.